AUGACUUCAUAUCCUUCCGGGACCAUCUUUCUUAGCCUGGUCAGUAUCUUGCUUCUGGCUUUCACAGCAGAAGCAGCUCCCCUGCAGGACGUUUCCACCAGACGCACCUUGCAAGGCCGGAAUGGCGCUCCCAACGCGACCACCUGGAAGCCCACUCCAUUUGCAUCUUCAAGCUCAGUCUCAAAAUCUCCGCAUGUUAUGAGCCUGAAGAAACUCAACACCACAGGCACAAACCAUCGCAGUGCUGCGUAUGUGAAAGGGCUGGCCAGCAAGACCUCGGCAAGCGGCACGUUGGUCCCGCUGUUUGAAAGAGAGGAAUACGCUGCCUCGAUCACAUUUGAAAGUCAGUCGUUCGAUGUGAUUGUCGAUACCAGAUCUAGUGAUACUUGGGUGGUGAAGAGCGGCUUUGACUGUGUCGAUCUAGACCCUGGCAACGAAACCUCCACAACGGACUGUAACUUUGGAUCCACGUUUACCGUGGAUAGGACUGUCAGGGAAAUCUCAGAAGAGAAAUUUCAGAUUGAGUACGGUUAUGGGGAGUAUCUCUAUGGAUAUAUGGCCACUGAGACUGUAACUCUGGCUGAUAUCACCGUUAAUCAAGAGGUUGCAGUGGUCACCAAGGCUGCCUGGAACGGCGGUGGAACGACCUCUGGCUUGACUGGUUUGGCAUACCCCGCGCUGACGAGUGCCUAUUCCGGCAAUGGUAAACAGAAGGCAUACGACCCCAUCUUCACCACAAUGUAUAAAGAUGGCCUGGUGGACUCGUACUUCAGCCUGGCAAUUCUACGUGAUAUGUCCGGGGAUGCUGGCUACUUAACCCUCGGUGGCCUGCCCCCAAUUCAUUUUGAUGAAACAUUCACCAGCACGCCUAUUUUAGUCACUUCCAUCGAGGGAUAUUCCAAAUCUUACGACUUUUACACCAUCAACAUCGAUUCCAUGACCCUGAAUGGGGAGAGUGUGUCUGGCUCAGGUGGUUCUGAUAUCCAGUAUAUCGUCGACUCCGGAACCACUCUGAAUUACUACCCAACGUCCGUCGCCGAUGCAACGAACGCGCAUACAUCGUCGAAUGCGAUGCCACCCCACCCGCUAAGGGAAUCGUUUAGCAUCAACCCAUUCGACAUGAUUCUGCUUGCAGGCACCGAUGAUGAUGGAAAUGGCAUCUGCAUCAGCGGUAUUAUCGACGGAGGUAGUGACUCUUCAGAGGACUUGUAUAUUCUGGGCGGUACCUUCCAGAAGAACGUGAUUACUGUGUUUGAUGUGGGUGCGGGUGAUUUCAAGUUUGCGCCGCAUGAGAAUUACACAUCGAAUGAUACUUAUUGA
Molecule: messenger RNA, 1320 nt
Organism: Aspergillus wentii DTO 134E9
Lineage: Eukaryota; Fungi; Ascomycota; Eurotiomycetes; Eurotiales; Aspergillaceae
Product: pepsin-like aspartic protease
Exons: 4
Coding region: 1-1320 (439 amino acids)
Biological process (GO): proteolysis
Cellular component (GO): fungal-type vacuole
Molecular function (GO): aspartic-type endopeptidase activity
Source: RefSeq, a predicted model, not a curated record